ACCGUACAGGCUUGAACUACGUUAUACCAUAUAUACAUGUACUACGAAUUAUUUGCGAUUGCCCGUAUAACGGAUCCUAUCAAUAAAAGCAGAGAUGCUAAGCGUAUUGCUACCACCGUGGGACGUUUGAUCCUUGCCAAUAGAGGGGUAGUCCGUGAUAUAAUCAGUAUUGGAGACAGGCCAUUACCCAAGAUUAUCUCCAAGGAUCACGAAAGACAUUUCCAAGGUUAUCAAUUCACUAUGGGGUUUGACUGUUCAUCUAAUGUUCAAGAACAACUUUUACGUACAUUAAGACAAGAUCCUAGAAUCUUGAGAGCUAAUAUCAUGAAACAUGAUUUAAAGAGUAAACUUAAUCCAGGUAAUUCCAUGCAACAAGCAUUGGAUUCAGUUGCUAAAUCAUAGGUUUGUUUAUCAGGGUAUGACAUGAGUUAGAUGGAGGCUUGUAUAUAGAAAUAGACUAAUAAAUGAUUAAGUUAGG
Molecule: messenger RNA, 478 nt
Organism: Spathaspora passalidarum NRRL Y-27907
Lineage: Eukaryota; Fungi; Ascomycota; Pichiomycetes; Serinales; Debaryomycetaceae
Gene: MRP17
Product: mitochondrial 37S ribosomal protein bS6m
Exons: 1
Coding region: 37-402 (121 amino acids)
Biological process (GO): translation
Cellular component (GO): ribosome; mitochondrial small ribosomal subunit
Molecular function (GO): small ribosomal subunit rRNA binding; structural constituent of ribosome
Source: RefSeq, a predicted model, not a curated record